UUCGACUUAUACGGAACGCGAUACGUUUGACUCUCGCGACAUUCGAAAAACCCGCCGAAAGUUUCAACCAUGGACGUUGCGUUAGUUGACGUCCACUUUUUCAGGGGGCGCAUCUGAAGCUUGUCGAUCGCUUUCAGGUUUUCACUCUAGUCCCGAGAUGUGUAUUUAAAGCCUUUAAAAGCGUGUCCGGUACGCCCGGUGUCCCGCCAAAGUUUUUGUUUAUCGAAAUAUUAACUGCAACAAUAGCGUGGUUCAAGCUCGGGGAGAGGCAAGUCGAGUGACCAUGGACGAAGUCGACAACGCCCAGAUAAUUGUUAUCUCAGAUGACGUUUGCCGGAGGGCGGGCAUUGCAACGACCUGGAUCAGUAGCAACAGAUUCGGGAUACACGCGUACAAACAUACGGACAGAUAUUCGCAAGAUACCAGAAGUCAAUUUGCGCCCUGCGAUGCCAAAGUGCACUUCCUCCGACCGGAGAUCAUACUGUUCUCGCCGCUUUUGCGCAAACUGGUUAACGAGAGCAACGGUAUCUUUCUGUCGGUCCAGAAGCUCAAGGCUUCCUCCUCCGGCGACAUUAGGCCGGAGCUUCUUAAACACAGCAAACAAUAUAGAUCUAUAUUGCGAGCCUGCGUGGAGAACCUGCAAGAGAUACUACCAAAGGAGCGGUUACCGGAAGAGAAGACUAUGUUGGAAAACUUUCUCACUAUAUUUUAUCAAGUGGAAUGCGUCUGGCAUUUAACGGAGAUUCUCUAUGUCGACGUUGUACCAGGCGACGUAGUGCUGCCGCAACUAUUGGAGUGGAUCAGCUUUCACUUUCCGUCGAGUGAACUGACAGCAUCAAAGAUCUUGUCGCAGAAGACCAUCGGUGCCGAUUUGAACAAUUCAAACUACUGGGAGGCUGUGAUAGGCUGUGCGUUCCAUGGCAAAUUAAAUCUAGUUUGCCGCCUGCUGGCGUUGCACAGCAAAGCGGACCAUUCGGCGUUCAUUACCGCGGAUAAUAUUAUCAGAACAAUGCCGGUGUACAAUGUGUACGGUGGAUAUUCUGUAAACGAAUUUAUUAUGCGUUGGAAGCACUGGCAAAUGGAUCUUUGUUCAAAUCUGGAGACCAACUGCUUCGUUAUAGAUAACGAUUUGGAGAUGCUCAUGAAGUUGAUAGCGGGCGACGAGUCGGUACUAUGGGAAUAUUCCAGGUAUACGAAUGCGUGGUAUGAAUUGUUGGCAGCAAAGUUAUUUUAUUCAGCCCCCUGCUGCAAACAGCCGGAACUCUCGCGCUACGCUAACAGCGUAGUCGAGAGAUGGCAAGCUAACAGACAUCUAGAUCGCGUGAUCCUUGCUUUAAUGGAAAACGACUUGUACCAGGUUAUCAAAGAGAUACAAUACAUGAGCGAUAAUGGCUGGUUUGCAGCCCACCUGAUGGAUCUGUUGUACAAAUGCGGGAAAUUAAAUAUUUUUAGCCAAGAAAAGACAAAUGUAACUGCGCAGCUUCACGAAUCUCUCAUACUGGAGUACGGAACUACGCUGAUGAGCCAGCGCUCAUUGUGGCAGUGUGGCGCGAGUUACUUAAUACAUUGCCCCACACAAGGCCUGGCUAGGCUAGAGAUCCUGUUGCAGUCGCUAUCGACGGGCACGGAGGCAAGACUGAACAAAAUCAUCGAUGUGGCGCGGGACAAUAAUUUGCCGCACGUUGUUACUAGCAUGUGCAAGAUCCAAGGGAUGAGGAGUAUAAGACAGGGAAGAUUGGGCAACGCUCUCACGUGGGCGCUCAAGGCACACGACGGCAACUUUACCACAUACAUCGCGGAUCAGUUUUUGAAACAUUACGCGGAAUACGGGGAACUGGAGUGUCGUGACUUGCUGGAGAACUUGGGCUCCUGCAUGUUGGCCAGCGACAGACUCACAUUUUUAGGAAAAUAUUGUGAGUUUCAUCAUAUGUACGGAAUGGGCGAGUUCCGCGAGGCAGCGAGUUUAUUAGUAUCUCUUCUAGUCUCGAAUUUGACGCCGAAGUACUUUUGGUCCAUUCUGCUCACGGACGCUAUACCGUUGUUGGAAGCGGAAGAUGUGAUCUUUUCGUCCAACGAUUGCUACGAGUUACUACGUUGCGUGGAGGCACACGGGGACGAUCCGAAAUUUAAAGACAAGAUAUCCAUCUUCCGAAUAGGCAUCGCACGAAAUCUCGCGCGAGCUUUGAGCUUGGAAGGCUGCCAGGCUGAACAUUGAUCCCAUUUGCUGUUAUAUCAUCCAUUGUUUAAAGUGGUAUCAGUAUUUCCCUUUAAUAAAUUGUAACUAAAUUUACAAAUACAUUUUCUAAUUAUA
Messenger RNA from Vollenhovia emeryi, 2311 nucleotides. RefSeq names its product nuclear pore complex protein Nup85 (gene Nup75). Gene Ontology annotation, biological process: protein import into nucleus; mRNA export from nucleus; positive regulation of DNA-templated transcription. NCBI's taxonomy places the organism in Eukaryota, Metazoa, Arthropoda, Insecta, Hymenoptera, Formicidae. Gene Ontology annotation, cellular component: nuclear pore outer ring. Bases 284 to 2215 code for a protein of 643 amino acids. The transcript has 9 exons. Gene Ontology annotation, molecular function: structural constituent of nuclear pore. The record is from RefSeq and is a predicted model, not a curated record.